Pogona vitticeps (central bearded dragon) is the source of this 3169-nucleotide messenger RNA. RefSeq names its product apolipoprotein L domain containing 1 (gene APOLD1). The record is from RefSeq and is a predicted model, not a curated record. NCBI's taxonomy places the organism in Eukaryota, Metazoa, Chordata, Lepidosauria, Squamata, Agamidae. Gene Ontology annotation, cellular component: extracellular region; membrane. Gene Ontology annotation, biological process: lipoprotein metabolic process; lipid transport; regulation of endothelial cell differentiation. Gene Ontology annotation, molecular function: lipid binding.
CUGCAGUAAGUAUAAAUUGGAUUUGUCCAGAAACAGACUGAGAUUCCUGCUUGGGAACAUUGGUCUGAAGGGAGAACCAGAGCGGAUGCUUCUUCAUAAAUUGCAUUCUGUUUUUUAAAUCUGCCUCCUGUUAAGGUAAUGGAGAAUAAUAUUUUUGCUCAUCCUGUGGAUCCUACACACCACUUCCAUGCCUUACUGCUGGACCAGAGAAACAGGCUACGGGACCACAUCAAGAUCCUCUGCGAGAUCUCCCGGAGAAUCAACAAGUUCCACAGACGUUCUUGGAUUGCCAAUCUCACAGGGAGCUCUCUAAGUGCCACAGGAGCAAUCAUGGCCAUCGUCGGUCUGUCCUUGAGCCCUGCUACUUUAGGGGCUUCUCUCUUGGCUUCUGGCGUGGGCUUAGGAGUAGCGGCCGCAGGAGGGGCAGUCACUGUCACAUCCGACGUCUCCUUAGUUCUCUCCAAUUCCAAGGUGGUGAAAAGGGUAAAGGAAAUUGCAGUGACUUGUCACGGUCAGAUGAGAGAAAUUAUGAAUUGCCUGGACUUCUUACACCGCAGUCGGGGCCCAAGGGAUCCCAUCUUACUCCAACCUGAGAAAAAUGCUUCCAUUGCAUUGUAUAAUGCCAUCUGCUUCAUGGUCUUCUGUGGUUCCCAUGGGCUGCUGGUACCAGAGUAUACAAAAGAGGUGACCAAAGUGAGCCAUGCCGUGCUUAAGGCAAAAGUCCAGAAGCUGGUGGAAAGCCUAGAAGCCUGUGCAAGACCCAUGGAUGAGAUCUGCGAACUUUUAGAGAACAGGAAAGAUGGUCCUAUGAAGACCAGGACUCUGGGAUGUCCGUGACCAGAAUCACUCCUGAGUAGCAGCAACACCUGUUGCUAAAAUCCACUUGGACUAGGCUAAGAAAACUAUGUAUAUUGUGUUGGUUUUGUCUUUUGCUACUAUCAUCUCUGUGUCUGACCAGGGAUUUCUCCAGGCACCUGCCCCCACAACUCUGGGUCUCCCUCUUUACAGCACUGCUUCCCCAUCUACACAUAUAGCAAAUGUGCACUUAGCGCUGUGGCAUGAUGCAGCCUAUAUGGCAGGGGAAGGGGAGGGAAGCUGGAUGAGGCAAAGCUUGGGUAGUUACCCUUAAAGAAAAUGAACAAAAUGACAUUCUGAAGUCAUCCAUGGCUGAGGAGAGGUAACAUGACAAUCUACCUUGCUCAGUUCUGGGCUUGCUUCAGCAUAUCAUUGCACUCCUUCUUAUUACAGGUAGCUCUCCUCUUCCAGGGACUGCCUCCAUAACUACAGAAAAUACCAAAUUUACUAUUAGAAGGUGAUAAAACUGUAUCCCUUCAGAGAUGAAUUUCUUCAAAGCUGUGGCAUCUGCACAAUCAUGUUUACAAAUGAAGCCUUUGCUUACCUCACAAUGAUCAAUCACCAAACAAAAACAAGGCUCAUUUGCCAAAUGUGGUUGAGGAAGUUGUACUAGGAUAAACAAAUAUUUUUUUAUCUCUUAAGGAAGUUUUGUUUCUAAUAUGUUGUGAAUUGUGCCAGAUAGUUUGACCCAGACCGAACUGGAUGGAAGACAGGCUUCCAUGACACAAGUACUUUGAGUUAAUGUUUAAGGCCAGGGUCAGCAGUAGAAACAGAUGGGAAUAGUCCACAAAGCCCUGGUUUUAUCUGACUCUCACAAUGCUGAGCUUAAUAACAAUAAUGGUCAUGAUGGAACUGCAGCCAGCACAGGAAGGAAAUGGCUGGAAGUUCCAGAACUUGUUGUUCACAAAGCUCAGUAAGGCGAAUAAUCAAGGAUGAAAGGCCCAAUUGCCUGAAUUUUUCUCAGUGAUGUUCUUAGCAGCAGAUGGGGAUUUGCCUAAUAGGUAUAAGAAGGGUCAAAAUGAUUUUCACUUUGCAUUGUGUCCUGACCUUCUUAGAGUCACAUUCUCUUUCUCCUACAUAUCUUUUAUGUAUCCUUUUCCAUAACAGAUGUUCAGGAACAGAAUGUAUUUUUGUAUUUAUUUCUGUAAGGGUUAUUUAAGAAAUUUUCAAGAUUUUUAUUUAAGGAAAUAAUAAUGAUGAUGGCUUGAAAUGGGAGCACUCAUUUUAUAGUGCUAGAAUUCAUUCUAUAUGACACAUGGCAACUUCUCACCAACUUUUUCAUUCCAAAUUUCAUAUUCAGCACAAGACAAGGCAAAAGAGACAUGGUUGGCUAGGAAACAAAGAAUAUAUCCUGAAAAUAGCUGUACAUCUUUACUUUAUAGACUGGAGAUGGUCCUUAACAAGUGGAUUAUGUCUGCACAAUAUAUUUGCAACCACCUUACUAGAAUGGACUCUUUGCAGAAUGUGUUCCAUUUGAUUUUUUUAAAAAGGAUUCCACACCUAUUGCUGGCUUUCCAAAAUAAAUAAAUGAUCCUCCCCCAAAAUUUAUUCAACAAAUGCCAAGGAUUUACAGAGCUGCACCAGUAAAGACAACCAGUACAAGUUUCAAAAGAGGUUCUGUAUGAGGUUUAGUGUAUCAUAACAAAUGGUUUUGGCUUAGACAUGGCAGCCAGUGACUUAAUAGAAAGAAUAUUCCUAUCUCACAUUUACAAAUGGAUGUUUUUCUUAGUAGAAUACUUCUUUACAUUUAUUGGCUAUAACACUUUACACACUACUGUGCAUAGUGAUAAUGGCCUACUUCUAAUCCAUUUACAUAACCUCCUCUAUAGAAGGAAACACUUUCUUUAUUUUCAACAUUCUAGAUUUGAAUCAGCAAUGGUGCUUCUUUUGUGAGCCUCUCUUGCUUUACCAUUGGGCUUCACACAGUUCGAAACCACAAGAGAUUUAACAUAGGCUACUAAUUUCCUCACAUACUACUGACCCUCAGAGAGAAGCAUGUGGGUGACUUAAGAUAUAUAGCAGUGUAUGGGUCUCUAAGAUAGUGUGUAUUGCCCAAAGCAAACGUUUACAUGAAUAUGCAGACAGGAAAGUGAUUCAUGACACCAGUUCUGUGUCUGAACAAUGUUACUGAGAAGAACUAAGCAGAAGAUAGGAUAAGGUCUCAGAUGGAGUGGCCUCUUCAUAAUGGCUAGAUAACUAUGUAGUGGUUUCUUGCAUGAUGGGACAGAUACGUUGGGAUGCUGGACCUGUGGUUGGUGAUUGAGUACAAAGAGGGUUCCAGAGUUCUGUACGUCUAGAGUUCAUAAAUUACAAC